Molecule: messenger RNA, 690 nt
Organism: Lepus europaeus (European hare)
Lineage: Eukaryota; Metazoa; Chordata; Mammalia; Lagomorpha; Leporidae
Gene: CLDN25
Product: claudin 25
Exons: 1
Coding region: 1-690 (229 amino acids)
Biological process (GO): cell adhesion; bicellular tight junction assembly
Cellular component (GO): bicellular tight junction; plasma membrane
Molecular function (GO): structural molecule activity
Source: RefSeq, a predicted model, not a curated record
AUGGCCUGGAGCUUCCGUGGCAAAGUCCAGCUUGGAGGACUGCUGCUCUCUCUCCUUGGCUGGGUCUGCUCAUGCGUCAGCACCGCCCUGCCCCAGUGGAAGACUCUCAGUCUGGAGCUGAACGAGAUGGAGACCUGGAUCAUGGGGCUCUGGGAGGCCUGCGUGACUCAGGAGGAGAUCGCCACUGUGUGCAAGGCCUUUGAGUCCUUCCUGUCUCUGCCCCUGGAGCUCCAGGUAUCCCGCAUCCUCAUGGUAGCCUCCCACGUGCUGGGACUGCUGGGGCUUCUGCUCUCUGCCUGUGGGUUGGAAUGCUUCCAGUUUCACAAGAUGGGAUGGGUUUGCAAGAGGCAGCUUUGCCUUUUGGGAGGGACCUUGGAGGUAUCAGCUUCAGCCACCACCCUCUUUCCAGUCUCCUGGGUGGCCUACGGCACGAUCCGAGACUUCUGGGAUGACAGCGUGCCUGAGAUUGUGCCUCGGUGGGAGUUUGGAGAUGCCCUCUUCCUGGGCUGGGCUGCUGGGAUUUGCCUUGCUCUUGGUGGACUACUCCUCAUCUUCUCAGCCUGCCUGGGGAAAGGAGAUGUGCCUUCUCGCUGGCUGGCUGGGCCCACAGCCCCUCCACCCUGCGCUCCCAUGCAGGACUCAGAUGGUUCCUUCCACCUAACACCAAGACCUAGGAGCCUGGUCAUCUAG